Molecule: messenger RNA, 3122 nt
Organism: Lepus europaeus (European hare)
Lineage: Eukaryota; Metazoa; Chordata; Mammalia; Lagomorpha; Leporidae
Gene: GPSM2
Product: G protein signaling modulator 2
Exons: 15
Coding region: 338-2380 (680 amino acids)
Molecular function (GO): GTPase regulator activity; protein binding
Source: RefSeq, a predicted model, not a curated record
CCCUGACCGCUGGCCGGUCGCCCCGGGCGGCCGCUGCUGCAGCUUCGCCCCGUCGGCCGCGCACCCCCGGACCAGCCUGUCCGCGGGAGAGAUGUUGCUGAAGUGCUGCUGAAAGGGCCAGAGAUGCAAGGAUUUGGGACACAUUUUGAACCUUUAAGCUGUCUGACAUUGACCUCCUUUCAUUAUUAAUAAAGAAGAAGCAGGAGCUUAGGAUGCAUUAAUACCAACUCAUUAAUAUACUAACUGGACAAUGUUCUGCACACAAUUCUGCGUUGUAAAGAACUGGAUUGGCACAGAAUAAAAUAAUUCAUAUUUUACUCGCUUGUAAUAUGAUUCAAUGGAGGAAAACCUGAUAAGCAUGAGGGAAGACCAUUCUUUUCAUGUUCGUUACAGAAUGGAAGCUUCCUGCCUCGAGCUCGCUUUGGAAGGGGAGCGGCUGUGUAAAUCAGGGGACUGCCGUGCUGGUGUGUCAUUUUUUGAAGCAGCAGUUCAAGUUGGAACCGAGGACCUAAAAACACUUAGCGCUAUUUACAGCCAGCUGGGGAAUGCUUAUUUCUAUUUGCAUGAUUAUGCCAAAGCAUUAGAAUACCAUCAUCAUGAUUUAACUCUUGCAAGGACCAUCGGAGACCAGUUGGGUGAAGCUAAAGCUAGUGGAAAUCUGGGAAAUACCUUAAAGGUCCUUGGGAAUUUUGAUGAAGCUAUAGUUUGUUGUCAACGACAUCUAGAUAUUUCUAGAGAGCUUAAUGACAAGGUUGGAGAAGCAAGGGCACUGUACAAUCUCGGGAAUGUAUAUCAUGCCAAAGGGAAGAGCUUUGGCUGCCCUGGUCCCCAGGAUGUCGGGGAAUUUCCGGAAGAAGUGAGAAACGCUCUGCAGGCAGCUGUGGAUUUUUAUGAGGAAAAUCUGUCAUUGGUAACUGCUUUGGGUGACCGAGCAGCCCAAGGACGAGCCUUUGGAAAUCUUGGAAACACACAUUACCUCCUGGGCAACUUCAGGGAUGCAGUUAUAGCUCAUGAACAGCGUCUCCUUAUUGCAAAAGAGUUUGGAGAUAAGGCGGCGGAAAGAAGAGCAUAUAGCAACCUUGGGAAUGCAUACAUAUUUCUCGGUGAAUUUGAGACUGCUUCUGAGUACUACAGGAAGACACUGCUGUUGGCUCGACAGCUUAAAGACAGAGCCGUGGAAGCACAGUCUUGUUACAGCCUUGGAAACACAUACACUUUACUUCAAGACUAUGAGAAAGCCAUUGAUUAUCAUCUGAAGCACUUAGCAAUUGCUCGAGAGCUAAACGACAGAAUUGGUGAAGGAAGAGCAUGUUGGAGCUUAGGAAAUGCAUACACAGCUCUAGGAAAUCAUGAUCAAGCGAUGCAUUUUGCUGAAAAGCACUUGGAAAUUUCAAGAGAGGUUGGGGAUAGAAGUGGUGAACUAACAGCACGACUGAACCUCUCAGAUCUUCAAAUGGUUCUUGGUCUAAGCUACAGCACCAAUAGUUCCAUAAUGUCUGAAAAUAUUGAAAUUGAUAACAGCUUGCAUGGUGCACGCCCCAAGUUGGGACGCCGACACAGUAUGGAAAAUAUGGAACUUAUGAAAUUAACACCAGAAAAGGUACAGAACUGGAACAGUGAAAUUCUCGCUAAACAAAAACCUCUUAUUGCCAAACCGUCUGCAAAGCUACUCUUUGUCAAUAGACUGAAAGGGAAAAAAUACAAAACUCAUUCCUCCACUAAAGUUCUCCAAGAUGCCAGUAAUUCCAUUGACCACCGAGCUCCAAAUUGUCAGAGGAAAAUCAGUGCGGAGACUGUCGGAGAUGAAGGCUUCUUUGACCUCUUAAGCCGAUUUCAAAGCAACAGGAUGGAUGACCAGAGGUGCUGCUUGCAAGACAAGAACUGCCACACAUCUUCAGCAGCAGCUUCUUCCACUCCCCCCAGAAUGAUGCAAAAAACUCCAUCCGUUUCUGUGGUGUCCCCCAACACAGAUGAGUUUUUAGACCUUCUCGCCAGCUCACAGAGCCGCCGACUAGAUGACCAGAGGGCUAGCUUCAGUAAUUUGCCAGGGCUUCGUCUGACACAGAGUAACACCCAGUCAGUUCUCGACCACCUGCGGACUAAAGGCAGCCAGGAACCCGAUGAAGACUUCUUUGACAUUCUUGUGAAGUGUCAGGGGUCCAGAUUAGAUGAUCAAAGAUGCGCACCACCACCUGCCACCACAAAGGGCCCCACGGUACCAGAUGAAGACUUUUUCAGCCUUAUUUUACGAUCUCAGGCGAAAAGAAUGGAUGAACAGAGAGUUCUCCUACAAAGAGAUCCAAACAGAGACGCUGAAUUUGGACUAAAGGACCUUUUGCAAAGUAAUGCUCUGCUGGAAUUACAAAAUCCAGGAAAGUAAUCAGCAAACCACUAAGUACUAUGGAUAUUUUUAAAGAAAAGAUCUUAUUUCCUUUCAGAACACUACAAGGAAAUUCAAUCUAUUAUUUUUCCUUAAAAGGAAAAUUUAUAGCACCGUGAAACAGCUUAAAAUGUGUUUAGAAUGAUGUCAGUACUUCCCUUCUGUCAUAGGAUGAAGAGUUCACUUCUUCCCGGCACUGCCUGAGUUCAGGGCAGAGGUAUCUGCCAGGUGCUUCUUGAGCUUGUGACCACUGCUUGGGGUUGUUCUGUGGCAACUUGUUAGAGUCACUUACUAGUAUCUGUGAAGGACGAUUUAAAUGAAUCCUAGAGUAGAAUUUAACCCUGAAAUUUUUAAAAAAUCUUGAUGACAUUUUUUAUACUUAACCAUGGAUAUAGUGGGGAUUUAUGCAGUUUAAUAAAAAUAAUGUACUUGACCAGUGUAAAAAAGUUAUAGAAGAUAGUCUUGUUUAAAAAAAAAAACAAACUAGGUUUCUCUAAGAAAAAUCUCUUUUCAAUAUUUUUAGGCCAAAGCCAAUGUAAAAGAAACUCAAGCGCUCAGCUGAGCCACCACCUGGCCUGCCCAGGUUUAUGGUCUCCAUUCAACCACGUAACCCUCCUUCCCCGGUCCGAGUGACUGGGCACUCUAUCCCCUUCAUUCUGACAGGUGCCCUGCCCUCGAUAAAACCUUAUUACUUUGCAAAAAAAAAAAAAGAAAAAGAAACUCAAAUAAACUGCUUUCCACA